UAUCAAAAUAAAUGUCAGAUGAGUUGCCCUAUCACCACCUACGUUGAAAACGCUCUAUGACGUCAUCGUGGGAGUGUUCCAUCGGGAGAAAUGAACGUUCAUCAACACAAUCCUCUCAGCGCCCAUCAUGUGACAUCCCGAAACAUCAGUGGAAACUGUUGACCGAAGAGGAAAGAACAUCCCAGCUCUUGUACUUUGAAAGAGUGUUCAAAGGAAGUGGGUUUUGGAAAUUUCCUUGGAAUACUUAGGCCUUUUCUAUGCAGUGAAAUCCCAAUAGGCCUGCUGAUGACCGGAAUUCAAGCCACUCCUGAGCUGUAAGCCGGAAAGAGGAGAAGCUGGACGGAGGACGAGCAUGUCUUUGAGCCAAUCCGCAUGCAUGCGCACAGGGCCCGAGUGAGUGAGCGCCAUACUCCUUGCUUCCCGACUUUUGAAGCUGCCUCUCAAAGGGGGUGUGGUGUUGGGGCGUAGCUAGACCCCCGCACCCCCAGAGUUAACACUGUGGCUGAGCAUCAGCCUGGCGCCCCCUGAUGGAUCAGACUAGUAGUGAGCAGAGUCCUGAGGAGCCGGAUGCGGGAGGUCGGGUGGAGCAGGAGGUUGGCCGAAGGGCAUCUGAGUCGGAGCACGGCCUGUCCAAAAUCACCCACAAUGCACUGGAGAACAUGGGCGCGCUUGGCCACGGCCUGAAGCAGCUUUUCCAGCCGCAGCGCCGCCGCUCGUCCGUCUCCCCGCACGACGCCGCCGCCUCCUCCUCAGGUGGCCCCGCCCUUGAGCCCCCUGACGGUGGGGGGCCAGAGGUUGGGGACACCCACUCGGCACCCGGUCCGGACUCUGACCCCCACACUACUUCCUCCGCUCCCCCUGCAGCUCUGAGCCGCGUUCUGCAGCAAAUCCGUGGCGCGCCCCCCAUAAUGAAGCGAGGGACCAGUCUGCAGAGCCGCCGCACUAAGGCGGGGGGGACCGGGGACCCCCCCCAGAAAGGCAGCCCCCAGAUCCACCGGAGGAGUACACAGGAGGUUAUGCUGCUGCAGGCUGGCCGCCCGCGCUCCUCCUCCACCACGGACACGCCCACCAGCCCCGCCCUGGCCGACAUGCUGCUCACUUCCGGGUACCACUCCACUGAGGAGCCUGACAGGCUGGAUUGUCUGGACGGUUCCGGCCCGGCCGUAUCGCCCAACGCCCUCUCCUGCGGAGCCGACGGUUACGGGCUGGACUCGGUCGACACCACCCCCGACCCCCAGCGCACAAAACAGGCCAUCGCCCAGCUGCAGCAGAAGAUCCUCAAGCUCACAGAGCAGAUCAAGAUUGAGCAGACGGCCAGAGACGACAACGUGGCCGAGUACCUGAAGCUGGCCAACAACGCGGACAAGCAGCAGAGUGCCCGCAUCAAACAGGUGUUUGAGAAGAAGAACCAGAAGUCGGCCCAGACCAUCCAGCAGCUGCAGAGGAAGCUGGAGCACUACCAUCGCAAACUGAGAGAGGUGGAACACAACGGUAUCCCCCGUCAUCCCAAAGACGUGCUCCGAGACAUGCACCAAGGCCUCAAGGGCGUGGGCGCUAAGGUCACCGGUGGCCUCUCCAGCUUCUCCCACGCCACUCACUCGGCGGCCGGGGCCGUGGUGUCCAAGCCUCGAGAGAUCGCCUCCCUCAUCCGCAACAAGUUUGGCAGCGCAGACAACAUAUCUGCCCUGAAGGACUCCCUGGACGAGCCCCAGGAAGAUGGUCAAGUUUUGGGGACUGGGGGGUCCAGGACCCUGGGGGGGGCUUCUAGCCCCAAGUACGGCAGCGAGGACGACUGCUCCAGUGCCACCUCCGGCUCGGCUGGGGCCAACAGCAUCACAGGGGCCCCCGGGGGCCCGCCCAGCUCUAAGGGCUUGAACACACUGGAGCACGGCCAGAGCUUGGGCUUGGACACGCUGCUCCACGAGGUCCAGGAGCUCCGGGACAGCCAAGGUCGGCUGGAUGAGUCGUUUGACAGCCUGAAAAGCCAUUACCAGAGAGACUACACCAUGAUCAUGCAGGCCCUGCAGGAGGAGAGAUACAGGUCGCCACUGCAUGCCACACACAACCGACAACGCAACCGGUGUGAGCGUUUAGAGGAGCAGCUGAAUGACUUAACAGAGCUGCACCAGAAUGAGAUCCUGAACCUGAAGCAGGAGCUGGCCAGCAUGGAGGAGAAGAUCGCCUAUCAGUCUUACGAGAGAGCUAGAGACAUUCAGGAGGCUCUGGAGGUGUGCCAGACGCGUAUCUCCAAGAUGGAGCUGCAGCAACAACAGCAGCAGGUGGUCCAGCUAGAGGGCCUAGAGAACGCCACGGCCCGGACCUUGCUGGGCAAGCUCAUCAACGUACUGCUAGCCGUCAUGGCCGUGCUCCUGGUAUUCGUCUCCACCGUGGCCAACUGCGUGGUGCCCCUGAUGAAGACGCGCAGCCGCACCUUCUCCACGCUGCUCUUUGUCGUCCUCCUCGCCUUCCUGUGGAGGAACUGGGAGGUCAUCUCGCAGUACCUGGAUCGCUUCCUGCUGUCCCCUAGUUGACCUACAGGGGUGGGGCUCUCUUAAUGAGUGACGAAGGGAGGCGACGGUGGGGCGGGGCUCCCUGAACAAUGAGGGACAGGCCUGGUGGGGGGUGACUAACUAACAAACCCCGUACUCUGCCUCUGAUGCAUGUGGUGGAACCAGGCCAGCACAAAGGGCAGGUUUAGCGGAAAGGAGGAGGAGGAUGAGGAGCCAGGAGAUCUGCACACUUACUUCUCUCGCUCUCUCCAAGCAGUGAAAUUGUUUACACGUGGAAGAUGUUUUCUUGCUUUUAGAAUUGAUUCAAGUGGUAUUGAAUUUUUCUUGUUAUUGCAGUCAUUCAUGCAUAUGCUUGAGGGCUUUCUCUUGUGGCAUGAUUGGGAAGGUAAACAGCUGGCAUGUUGAUGAUCCACAUGGCUAGUGACUUUACCCUUUUUCCGUUCUCCUUUUCACUACAUCCAAAAUCUCUCUUCCUUUUCUCUCUUUAACCCUAAAAUCUCUCCUUAACCCUAAAAUCUCUCCUUUCUCCCUUUUCUUACUCCCAAUAUGUUCUCUUCCGUGUUUGUCUUCCUCUGCCCCUCUUCUCAAUCAUCCCAGUCUUUGCCCAUUUCACUAAAUCGCUCUUCAUUUUGGGAGGUUUGAUGUGACUAGCUACAGUGCACUGCUGUGGACAAAAUCAAAUUUAUCACUGGAUCAAGCAAGUGAUGGGUUCUUGACUUGUUUCUAUUGGAUGAGCUAAACGCGACGUUGGGCCUGAUUGUACACAACAUACUUCCGGCGCCGACAGAGAUGGCCGCCUCGCUUUGAUUUGAUUGGAUCAGGACUGAGUCGGAAUAUGCUCAGUUUGAAGCCCCGCACUCUUGGCCUGGCCUGUUGGAUCUGCCCCUGCUGAGACUAUAAACUAAUCUAUAAACUGAAUGAACAUACUUGAAGAGCUGUGAAGCUUCUCAGUCUUUCAGUGCUUCCGUACUGUUUCUAUUAGUGACAAUGAAAUGUAAACUUUUUAUUUUUUAAAACAAAUAAAACAUGCGGUUUUAAAAAUGAA
Oncorhynchus keta (chum salmon) is the source of this 3555-nucleotide messenger RNA. It is a transcript of the gene tmcc1b, whose product is annotated as transmembrane and coiled-coil domain family 1b. The coding region runs from base 528 to 2531 and encodes 667 amino acids. The transcript has 8 exons. Gene Ontology annotation, cellular component: endomembrane system. The record is from RefSeq and is a predicted model, not a curated record. Lineage: Eukaryota; Metazoa; Chordata; Actinopteri; Salmoniformes; Salmonidae.